Callithrix jacchus (white-tufted-ear marmoset) is the source of this 1563-nucleotide messenger RNA. Lineage: Eukaryota; Metazoa; Chordata; Mammalia; Primates; Cebidae. The record is from RefSeq and is a predicted model, not a curated record.
AAGGGCGCGUCAGCCAUAAGAAGCCAUACGUGUGCGAGCCGGUCCCCACCGCCCCCGCGGCGUUGUCACCAUCAUCCUAAGGGCACUGGAGCAGCCUCGGGCGCUGCUGCCUGGGAUCCGAGCCCGGGGCGCGUGGGGCUCUGCAGGCUGGCACUCAGACCCAGCGCGCAGGAUGCCAGGAAUAGCACAUUUCAAACCUACAAGAAAGAAGUGUGCCUCCCAGGUCAUUCGUCUCCUCUGGAUCUUACUCAAAUACACGCUGCUCCCUGGGCCAUUCUCCAAGACCCCAUCUGCUGUGAGUGCCAGACCAGAUUCGGGGGCUGCCUACCUGUACCCAGGGCAGAAGCAGCACUGCCUUACUGGGUUCCUCUGUCCCUGAGACCCCGAAAGCAGAGUCAAAAGAUAGUUCAAUUUUAUAUCCACCAAACGACCAAGAUGUGCCCCUGCCCAUUCCACUGCUUUGGAGGCUAUGUCCCGAAGCCUACAGACCAGGUAGUGAUGCCCUACUGGGUGCCCCAGGUCCUGAGGUCUCAGCAGCAGGUGGUGAGGAGGCAGGAGAGUUUGAAAGGCAUCCAAGCACCCCCGCUGGAUGCAUGUUUCUGGCACAACUGCUGCAGAAUCUGUGGUGAUGGGUGCCUGCUGCCCUAAUGGCUGCUCCAGGCUCCCUACCAGGACGAGCUGCUGGCUUCUCCAGCACACCUGCUGCCCCUCGGCCUCCUGACCCUCCUCCAGGCCAUCCCGAGGGUCAUUGUGGCCAUUUGGUGAGCAGGUGGGGGGAUGGGGGACAGCGGGUGGCCCUGGCAUAGAGGUACCCACCUGAAGGAGGCUUGGUGGCCAUCAGAGACAUGGGAGAGUCAGGGGCAGGGGUUAGCUUGACAGGCACCAGAGGCCUGGCACUGUGAGUGUGUCCUGUGGCGUUCUGCACAGCACAGGCUCUGUCCUAUCUCACCUAGAGAUGCCAGGGCAGCCUGGGAGCAGUGGGGGCCUUGUGGGGCAUUUCCAGGUUUCUCCUUUCACCCCUUACCUGUUCCCAAGUUCUGAAAUGGCCCUGCUCCCAGAAGAACAGGGGCCCCAGUUUCCAUAUAUUUCCAUUGUUAUGUUGGGAUUGGCAGUGCAUCUUAACGGCUACUCACCCUCCAGCCUCUGAGGUCUGAGCACCCUGUCAGGCAUGGGGUCCUCCCGCCUGUCCCCAGCUUGAGCCCUGGCUGCCAGGCUCCAUACUAGAAGGCCCCUUUCCCAGGUCUCUAGUCCCUGCCCUCACCCAGGCUUCAAGUUUUGCCCCUGACACCUUUGCUGCCCACAGCCAUAGCUUCCUGCUGGGAUACCUCCCCCAGAAAGCCUCCAGGGCCACUCCUGUGAUCAGGAGGCAUCUGUGACAGCUGCUGUUUUCCCAUAUAACAUAAUCCACACCCAGAAUUCAACCCAAAUUAUCAUUAGGCGAUUCUUGGUUGUAAUGGCAUUCAUGUGAAUGUGGGUGAGAUUCUGCUAUGAAUGUGGUCAAUAGAUGUUAUUUGUGAAACUCUAAAUUGGCCAACUCUUAAAUGAUAACCUCUGAUUUUCCGU